Pelobates cultripes (western spadefoot toad) is the source of this 550-nucleotide messenger RNA. NCBI's taxonomy places the organism in Eukaryota, Metazoa, Chordata, Amphibia, Anura, Pelobatidae. The record is from the annotation of a GenBank genome assembly.
AUGAGCGGGGACAUAAACCACUUAUUGGACCCAAUAUUAGACUCAACUAGGCCACCCACGUCGCCCCACUACAAAACCCUGAAAAAACAAAGUAGAAGCCUCAGGAACCUACUAGCCACAUAUGGACUGAGAGACGUGUGGAGAGCCCUCCACCCGGCAGAAAGAGCCUACACGCACCACUCCAAAGUACAUAACAAAUACUCUAGAAUUGACGGAUGCUUCAUGCAUGAAUCCACAAUGUCCAACAUAAUGGAAUGUGACAUUCUAAAUGUUGACUGGUCAGAUCAUGCACCAACGACAUUAACAUUAGCGAGCUCAUACGAAUACAAACACAGAAACCCAUGGCGUCUCAAUGACUAUCUACUCAAAGACACACAAUACUGCAAAACCCUAGAAAACGAACUCCACAACUACUUUACCACUAAUGCCUCAAAUGACCUGAACUCCCACACGAUCUGGCUUGCACACAAAGCAGUAUUAAGGGGCACACUGAUAAGCAGAUCUAAAAAAACGAUCAGAAAAAGAAACAACACAAUACAAGCAACAACUG